AUUAUAGUUAUACAGUGUUGUAACUUCCAUUUAGUCUCCUGGUCCUCGUGGCUUAUUUGUGUGCUAGGUACUUGCCAAUCUUUGUAGCGUAUGUUUCAUGCUGUGUUAAAGGAUAGCUGUUCAAUGUGAGUUUUUCCUGAUAGUUUUCGCUCUUGCCCUGCGGCCGCUAAGAUGAAGCUUGCUCGUAAUUACACACGUCGCGCGAGCGGUCUCCUGUGCGGCCGUCACCAUCUGGCGUUGCUCCAACGUUUACUUCUGAGGGAGAGACAAACUACAGGUAGCCAGCGACCCAACGGAGGCAACUAUCUUCACAUGUUGGCACAACGAAGCUUCGCCUCCUCAUCUUCCUCCGUGCCUCCUCCGCCUUAUUCUUUCAACGCAGAGCAGCUACAACCUCCUGAUUUGAACCAUGUAGUUGACCAUACAACUGGAGUUGGAGACCAACAUGGAAAUGGAAUGGACGCCUAUUCCCGCACUGUUUGCCGCGUAGUCGAGACGGUCGGUCCGUCAGUGGUGGCUAUCGGUGCACGCCACGCAGAUCAAAGAGCCGGUCAAGGGAGUGGCUUCGUGUUCUCGAAGGAAGGCCUCAUUCUGACGAACCACCACGUUAUUAAGGACGCGAACGAACUCUUCGUCACAUUCACUCUAUGCUUUCGUCACAUUCACUCACUAUGCAAGAACUCUUCGUGACAUUCCCUCUUUUAUGCAAUUGCAAUGAGACGACGAUGCUGUUCUUGCAUAAAUUCUUGUACUAGAAGUACUUAGUUCCUGGAGAUGUAGUUUCGCUACACGUACACUCAUGUAGGAGUAUUUCGUGAUGGGAGUCGGUCCGGUGGUCGUACUACAACUAGCAAUGUUCUUUAUCAUGUCCUCUCGAUAAGAUCUUCGAAUAUUCAUUCUUUCAGCCUUUCUUAGUAGACUCAACACUUCCUCUUUCCAAAUAAACAUAACUAUUUUUACCUCUAGGGGACGUCGACGUCGAGACUUAUAAUACUUUCUUUCCCUUCCUCCACGGGCACCACCUUUUUCAUUUGCUACGGAUGAGAGCUACAAAUGUGACGUAGUAGGGUCUGACCCAAGCACUGACGUCGCAUUAUUGCGGAUAUCCAAAACGAAUGUAAGAAACCUCCCAGGUGAGCCCCUUCGAAUGCUUGGGCAAGACAGGAGGAAUAACAACACUAGUACUAGGACGGAGACCACUAGUCCUUCUAUUAAGGCUCAACUUUCAACGGUCACCAUUGAGAUUGGGGUCACUGAGAUCGAAGAGGCGGCCUUCCCUUGAGAGUAGAACAGCGGAAGUAAACGAAGGGAAAGGGGAGAGCUUUGAACCUGCGGGUCUCUUCCGUUCAGAGUCAGUGACCAAUGAAUGCUGCGCUUUAAUUCUACCAAAAAUACAUCAUCGACAACGACUACAUCUUCAACAACAGCAAGCUCAUCAUCAAACUCCCCAUCUUCUCCUUCGACUGCUUCGUCUAUUUCUGAUGGAGUUCGCGUGGGGCAACUAGCGAUAGCAAUCGGAAACCCCUUGGGAUUUGCUUAAGGCUUCUCUGUGGUCCAACAAGAACACAUAAAGAUCAUCACUUUAUAUCUAUUUAUUUUAGAUGCAUCUCGUCGGAGGACCUCAAGCUCUGUCUAUUAAAAAGGGGAAAAAAACGGGUGAGAGCUACAAACUUGUUAACGGAGGACCACUCAAGAAGAUAGUGGAUUCCGGGAAGCAGGUCUAAGUUGCUGCAUCCGUUUCCGCGGGUGUCAUAUCUGCUUUAGGGCGAAGCUUACGCUCGCAAUCUGGCCGCUUAAUCGAUAAUGUCAUUCAGACCGACGUGGCAAUCAACCCAGGUAACUCAGGUGGCCCACUAGUGAACUCAAGCGGCGAAGUGUUGGGAAUGAAUACGGCGAUUAUUCAGGUAAUCCAGGUAAAUAUCAUGCACUUGCUUCAUGGACUAGAAAGAGGGUUAUUAGCGAUUUCUGCAGCUGCAUCGUAGGUUUGUAGUCUACUACAAACAUCAACACUAUCAUCUUUGCGAAUCGCAGCCAGAAGAGCUCUCGAGAAAUAUAUGCAUGGACACCAAGAUGUCUCUUCCAUUUUUGUAACGGAAAAACACCCCCUUAUAAAAUACCUGUACUAGAUACCCCUGGAAAUCCUCGUGCUCGUUAUAAAGUACAAUUGAAUAAGUACUGAAAAAAGUCUGCUGGUCUCUUUGUUAAACACCGUCUAGUCCAUCCAUUAUUAUUAAUUCUCAACUUGUGAUGUUGAUGUUCAAGAAUGAACGUCUUCAUUCUCAAGCUAUGUUCCUGUCUUUGUUCUCAACUUGUUGAUGAACUAAAUUCAAAUUCUUAUUCUUUCUCCACCAUCAGGGUGCUCAAGGCAUUGCAUUUGCAGUUCCCUCUAGCACGAUUCUAUGGGUCGUUUCCCAGCUUUUGACACGUGGGAGGGUCGUUCGUGGGUAUCUCGGUGUCGCCGGCUUUGGUCGCCCAGUGGAUCCGAGGUUGCAACGACGUCUGAAGCUCAAAACUGCCACAAUCUUUCAAGUUGCUGGCGUAGAUUUACGGGACAUACUUAAUGGAGUAUAAAAGUAGGUAUUAGUGCCUCAGGUAGUACCUAAGGUAGAACAUGCAUGGAGUAUGUAAAAGUAGGUACUAGAGCAUCAAGAUCCUUAAUAUGAUCUUGCGUGAGGUGCUGGCAUGCAACUCCCAACUUAUAGAUACUAGCUUGGGGCGCCUGAUAACAACCCCUCGCGCUAGGAUUCUCCUCCCGCCGAAGUAACCCAGGGAACAGGCAGGCAAUUCUUUAGCUUUAAACAGUUUCGCUGCGAUUCAAUUGCUUGGAUUUGAAUCCCUCAAAUUUCGAAGCCUUCCGCAUUAUUUUGCCGCUUUGGGACGGAUUAAAUUCGCUGGAUUUGAAUUUCUCCAAUUCCAAAAUUUUCGGCUUUAAGCCUUUCUUCUGAGAUUCAACCUCCUGGCAUGGCAAUUUCUCAAAUUUCGAAGCUUUCUCUAUUAUUUUGCCCCUUUGGGAUUCACUUCGUUGGGCUUGGGUUUCUCAAAUCCAAAAACCUUUGAGAUUUUAGGCCUUAUCUCUGAGAUUCAAUGCUCUGGAUUUGAAUUUCUCCAAUUUCCAACUUUCAGCAUUUUUCUGAGUUUCAAUUUCCUGGCGUUGAAUUUCUCAAACUUCGAAGCUUUCGGAUUGAAUUCGUGGGAUUUGGGUAUCUCAAUUCCCAAAAUUUUUGAUUUUAAGCAUUUUUUCGGAAAUUCAAUCCCGGACUUCAAUUUCUAAAAGUUCGAAGCUUUCCGCAUUAUUUCUCGCUUUGGGAUUGAAUUCGCCGGAUUUGAAUUUCUCAAAUCCCAAAAUUUUUGAUUUUAAGCAUUUUUUCUGAAAUUCAAUUUGCUGUAUUUGAAUUUCUCAAAUUUCGAAGCUUUCCACGUUAUUUUGUUGCUUUUGGGUUAAAUUCGCUGGGUUUGAGUUUCUCACUCAAAUCCCAAAAUUUUUGAUUUUGGGCAUAUUUGCUGGAUCAUGAGUUCCUGGGCUCAUGAGUUCAGAAGUUCAUAAGUUCAUGGGUUUGGUGGUUUUUGUGUCGGGGAUUGAGGGUUUGGGGGUUGGAUGUUGAGGGCUUCGGAGGUUGUGGGCUUGGGUGUUGGGGGUUGAGGCUUCGGAGGGGCAGUGUUUGCUGGAUUUUGUUGCUCUUAAUAUUAAUCAUGGGAGAAUCUUCUUCCUACAUACUUUACUGAUCAACAGAGACUGCUGCUAAUAGAUCCUAACGGCCCUGCAGCUAAGGCUGGCGUCGGAGCCGGCGACUUCGUUGUCGCAGUAGAUGGAGAGCCAGUUGGGAACAUCGACGACUUGUUCCGCAUCAUCUCAACCGCUCCACAUUAUGUAGACGAAGCAGAAGCCCUCUACCUCUAGUUACUUUUGAAUUUCUACUUUUAAUUUUCUACUUUUGAUUUUCUACUUUUGAUUUUGUUCUACUUUUGAUUUAUCUCUUGUUGAGUAUAUUAAAUAAUGCCGCAUACCAUAGAUACUAUGCGGAUAAAGCGGCAGGAGUAGAUCAUAGUUUUCGUUUGCUCUAAGCACGAGGAAAAGCGGUCUCGCUCAUGCUCAUUCGCGGAACUGAGGUAUUGCGGAAGGAGGUUCUGGUAGACUAUUCCAAAGACGCCUCUUCUCCAAAGACGCCUCUACUACUUCUUCCGGGUUCAUCCAGUCUUCACGGAGGUGGAGGUGGCGGACCAUUUGGCAAACCUGGUGCGAGUCCUACUUCUUCAUCUCAAUCUCAAGAUGGUUCACCUCAAUCUUCACCUCAAACAGGAAACGGCCUUUGGAAUGAGUCCCCGUUUCCAUGGUAGAUGACUCGUGAUUGAUGAAGAAACAGAACAUUUUUAGAAGUUCCAUGAACAUUUCUUUGUCAAGUAAAAGGGUACAACAUUCCUACUCCUAGUACUAAACUAAAGACAUCGACGUCUAUUGAUGCUUCUACCUAUUCCAUUUAAGUACAUUAUAUUAAAUAUUUCAAAAACCUAAACCAACGCCAGCUGGUGCAGUCACGAGAGAUGAAGGGUCGCGGAGAGGGUAGGGGGAUUUGAAGAUGACACUUCAACAUCUUGGGGUUGACGAAAUUCGAACUUGAAGUAAGUAGAUGCAUCCAUGAAACACGAAUACUGGAACCACGAGUUCUAGCGAGAAAAGCAAAAUUUAGAUGUAGAUGUUAGCCCCUUCACCUGUAGUUUUUCAAAUUUGCAUUUCUCAAUGGACUUUUCUAUCAUCCACUUUCCCAGAUUCGAGACUUUCCCUAAAACCCCAGGCCCCAUUACGCAACAGCAAUUGCAGCAGAUAACAUAUUAUAAAAAUCACACUUUGAUGAUCUUGAUCAUAUUACUAGAAAUAUCGACAAGCUUUUAUUCCUCCGUCAGGACUGCAACUAGUAGUAGACAUAUUAUUACGAAGAUCCAACUCGCGUUGGCGUUCCCGCUUGCGCCCAGAGGAACCUCUCCCACAGUGGUGUUGGCCCAAAACAUCGUUUACGGCGGUGUUGACAUGCGU
Messenger RNA from Amoebophrya sp. A25, 5029 nucleotides. NCBI's taxonomy places the organism in Eukaryota, Dinophyceae, Syndiniales, Amoebophryaceae. The record is from the annotation of a GenBank genome assembly.